Amphibalanus amphitrite is the source of this 1663-nucleotide messenger RNA. RefSeq lists its product as uncharacterized. The transcript has 3 exons. The coding region runs from base 19 to 1530 and encodes 503 amino acids. The record is from RefSeq and is a predicted model, not a curated record. NCBI's taxonomy places the organism in Eukaryota, Metazoa, Arthropoda, Thecostraca, Balanomorpha, Balanidae.
UGCAUCUGGUUCUUUCAGAUGAACUCUAUGGCAAAAGCAGCUUUAUGGAAUGGAGUUUGUCAGGAUUUGGUGCAAAGCCUAUUCCUGAAAUCAAGAGGAACAUGCUAUAUCCACAGAGUAUCAUCAAAACACAAGCUAACUCUGCAGAAAAACCAUUAUGAAGAAAGGAAUCCAGGUUUUGUCAAUGACUGUGCACAAACCGAUGAAACUCCUGUAUCUGUCAAUGUCACAGACUCUUGGGAUGUGCCAGGACAAGUUCCACACAAGGAGAAAGGACACUGUGUGCAUAGGAGGACCACCAAGUGUGAGACAUCUGUCAGGAGUCGCACCAGUCAGGAGAGGUUACAACAGAAGUUAGUAUCUCACUCUGACCAUCCUCCACUGCCUUAUGGCCCCAGUCCCAACGCGCCCAUCUGCUCCUCUGAGAACCCGGUUAGUUCUGACGCCAGUGUGUCAGACAGCGGCAGUGACGGCGCCUGCUGGGAGGUGGCGGCGGGCGGCCGGCCGCCGAUCGCCUGGGACCCGGACCUGGCCACCGAGUGUGAGCGCUCCACGCUGCUGUCGGCGCCGCGGCCGCCGCCGGCCGUGCCCGAGCGGCAGCGCGUGGCGGACGCCGCCGCGGCCGCCGAGCUGCGCCGACUGGCCGGCGAGGGGCGGCUGGCGGCCGCGCUGCGAGCCGCCGCCGCGCUGACGGCCGCCGGCACGCCGCCGCCGUUCCCGACGCUGGCGCUGCUGGCCGAGGAGGCGGCGCGGCGCGCCGACCCGGCCGCGUUCGAGCGCGCCCGCCGGCUGGCCGCCCGGCUGUACCCGCUCAACUACGGCCGUGCGGCGCGGCUGCGCGGCCCGCAGCUGGAGCUGCUCUGGCGCCGGCGGCUGUUCGCGCCCGCCUGCGGCCUGCUGCUGCGCUACCGCUCGGAGCCGGUGCGCCGCCAACAGAUGGCGCGCCGGUUCGCCGUCUGCUGCUGCCUGGCCGCCCACGAGGGAGCCGAGGACGCCCUGCCUUACAUCCAGAGUACGUCAGUGGCGCUGAUGUCCCGCGGCCUCUCGGGUCCGCUGCUCUCCGCCUGGCAGCACUGCACGCUCAGCGACCAGCACAGUUUCCAGGAGGCGGGCCGGCGGCUGCUGCUGGCCCAGCCGGCGGCCCGCCGUCACCUGGCGCCCUACCUGCUGCACGCCCUGCAGGAAGCGCAGCUCACCGGCCGAGAGGACGUGCUGCGCGGCCUGCUCGAGCUGAUGCUGCGCCUGGGCGAGACGCGCUUCUACCCGCUGGUGUUCGGGGCGCUGCUCGACUUUCAGUGUCUAAUGGAGGACGUCCAGUCGGCCCGUGAGACCUUCAGGCUGGUAGGCGAACUAUCCAUAUCACUGCCAUCUACCGUCAUCAAUCGGUACUCGAGCUUACUGCAGCGCCACCGGCUGAAGGCCCCUGCGGCGCUGCUACGGAUGAAGUACCGCCAGCGGCCGCCAGACGGCAGCUCUAGUGUCGCGGCGCCCAAGGUGCCACCGGCGCCGUCAUGGUUUGACGAUUGGUGAAUGUGUGUGAUUGAGGGGAUGCGGCCCUCAGCGACUCAGGUCAGAGCUUUAGGUACAUUGUGAUCUCCUUGAUUGUUUAGACGCGUUUCAGCGACUUUUUAGCGACUGUUAAUGAACGAUGUGUUUAAAGGGA